CUAACCCGCCUUCCUUGUUAAUCAUUGACAGCUAGGAGACAGCGUAACGCUUUGCGGAUCGAGUGCUCAGAAGAACAGAGGCUGACUUUGCGAGCAGAAGAUUUGCUUCUUAAACCCUGCAAGCAUUUGUACUAUAAGUUGUCUCAUUUUUCUUGAACCAAUCGAUAUAAGGAUCUGUAAGAGAUGGCUAAAGAUGGAGUAAUCCCACUAUCCCCUGGAAGAAAAACUAGAUCUUCAUCGCACUUAUCACCUUCCAAGCCCUCACCCCAGAAUGUAUGUCCAUUCUCUUCACAAACCCAAUCCGAAGAACUAAUCCAUUGCCUGUACUGCUCAGAAGAACCCAUCAGUUUGGCAACCCUAAUCUCAUCACUUCCCGGAAGAAAGCAGCAAAUUCUUGAGAUUCUGCGGCUAGUGGGCUCCUUGAACUCCCCCAUGUACCCUCUCCUCAUCUAUGGAGGACCAUCAAAUGGCAAGACCAUCUCCAUUCUUCAAAUUUUUCGUUAUCUCAAUCGGCCUUUUGUUUACGCUGGUUUUCGAACAUGCUACUCCCCACAAAUACUCUUUGAUUCCGUUCUGAGGCAAUUGCUUCUCCACGGGAGGAAUCCCAUCAAAGGAAAUAGUGGAACCAAGCGAUGUGAAAAGCUAUCAGAAUUCAUUGAUUUACUUAGAACUGCUUUGGUUCAGGCGAUAAAUGCUCUUAGGGAAAGGAAUAUAAAAUCGGGUUUUGAGGAGGUUGAUAGAGGUGAAAUGAUCUACUUGAUAUUUGAUAACUUUGAGCUACUUCGCUCAUGGGGCAAGAAUUCUAACAUUGUCCCUCUGCUUUUGCGAAUCCAUGAGAUCUUAAAAAUUCCUGAAGUUGGCAUAAUUUAUAUAAGUAGUUCUACUCCUGAUGCACAUUAUUUGUGUACUGGGUCAAUUGAGCCGAUAACGGUCUACUUUCCUGACUAUACAUUGGAGGAUCUACAUAGUAUAUUCAUGAGGAAUCAACCUAACCCAAAGCUCUACUCAUCUUUUCUAAGUGUGGUUCUGAAGCCAUUCUUUAGAGUCACCAGACGAGUUGAUGAGUUGUCAGUGGCAUUUCAACCUCUGUUUCAGAAAUACUGUAAACCUUUAGUUGAUCAAUCUGUUGUUCCAGAUGAGGCUAUGAAGAGAAAACUUUUUGAUAACCUUCAGUCAUACCUGACUGUAUCACUUAAUGAUUUCUUCAUGAUCCUGAGCCGUUCUUCACAUCAAAUUGAGCAAGAAGGAGAUCGCCAAAAGAAGGGAAUUAGGAAGUCAAAUAGAAAGGAGGCAUCUAAUGAGUUGGAUUUUCAUAUGUCCAUGUCAGCCAAGUAUCUGCUCCUCUCUGCAUUUAUUGCUUCAAGAAAUCCUGCUACUCUCGAUGCAUCUUUAUUUGACUCUUCAGGAGGUUUAAUCAAUCGGAAACGAAAUAAGAAUUCACAGAUGUCAAUGGAUCGAAAGGAUAGAAUGGCUGAAGAAAUACUAUUGAAGGGACCUGGUAGCUUCCCACUCGAGAGGUUGCUAGCGAUUUUUCAAUGCAUUACCUCAGUUGUUGAGAGUAUGGUUGAAGAAGAGCAGUGUGAAAAUGGCUCUGCCAUUAAAAGUGAAAGUGUUGGGUUGACAUCUGAUGUUCUGUUGCAAUUAUCUGCUCUCUGCAAUGCCAAUUUUAUAUGCAAAAAUGGUAGCUUCCCUUUAGAAGGUUCUACUAGAUACCGAUGUACUACUGAUGAGGAAAUGGCUGUAAGGGUUGCAAAAAGUAUAAAUUUCCCUCUAUCGAGUUACCUUUAUAGAAGAUAGUCUUGGGAGUGAACAUCAUGCGCUGGUUUGUAUCAAGUAUGAUUUCUUGAAACGUUUAUCUGCAAGAUUGUAAACUUGAAAUGGUUAAAUGGGGAAAGGUAUAUGCUUUCAGAAUGCACUCAAGCAAAUUUUAAUGGUGCUACAAGUUUGAAGGCGAUUUGUGAGUUAAUACUGAUUUGUAAGGUUUGUUGGGAUCCAGAAAUUUACAUGCCCAUUUACUCAGAGCCAAGGUAUGAGAAUUGAGGUGGUCUACUGUUUUUCGCAUUUGAAGGAUCAGCGUUAGGUGACAGUGAGGUUAUUUAUAUGUGCAUGUUCUGUUGAGUUUGGGAGGUUCACGUGAAUUUGCUAAAGCAGUUGUCGCACAUUGCCUGGGAAUCACCAUCUUUUGAAUCCCAGCUCUUCUACUGGCGACCGCUUUGUGGCUAAUGCAAACGAUAAAGCGGACUUCUUCAAUGAGCAAAAUGUGCUUCUUUAUGAUUGAAUAAAGAAAUCUCUUUUGUUAAAGGCCAAAGGUUUCUCCAAAGUAGAAGGCUCUCGAAAUUAUUUUGUGCGGACACCGGAUGGUUCAGAGAUCAACUAGAAUGUCACCUGGUACUCAGCAUCGGUACCAAUCAAAAAAGUGACGUGGCACGUUUUGAUUGGCCUCUGGAUGGCGUCCGUUGUCCUCACAGAAUACUUUAUCUGCCCAAAGAGUCUAAGACUUCGUUUGGGACAGCUUUCUUAUUGUUUCUUAAAGCAGUUUUUUAAUACAACAAAUAAUUUUUUCCCACGACAGAGAACUAGAGGAAACUCGGGAGGCGGCUAGAGUUUCUCUCAAGCUAUCAAGUUUACCAUGAUAAUUAACAGUCCAUAAAUGAUAUAUGUAAUAUCACUAAAUUUGUAUAUAUAGUGUGUAAGUUUGUAAUUUCAUUCCCUUGAAAUUUAACAUAUUUUAUAAAAUUGUAAUUGGAUCGUAUAGAAUAUAUGAAUGAG
Dendrobium catenatum is the source of this 2769-nucleotide messenger RNA. Its product is annotated as origin of replication complex subunit 1. The transcript is spliced from 8 exons. Gene Ontology annotation, biological process: DNA replication; DNA replication initiation. Lineage: Eukaryota; Viridiplantae; Streptophyta; Magnoliopsida; Asparagales; Orchidaceae. Bases 184 to 1797 code for a protein of 537 amino acids. Gene Ontology annotation, cellular component: nuclear origin of replication recognition complex; nucleus. The record is from RefSeq and is a predicted model, not a curated record. Gene Ontology annotation, molecular function: DNA replication origin binding.